AUGCACAUCAUAAUUCAUCUUAUUCUCAUCUUUGCUCUACUGAUCAUUGCCGUUCAAUCUCAAGGUGGUGGUAGUGGAGGAGGAGAUGGCGGCGGCGGUGGUAGUCAAAACUAUAUCAAUCCAUGUUUAACCAUUGAAUGUGAAAUAGCAGUCUUCGUUUCGAAAAUCGUUGAUGUAUUGCUUGCUGCAGCUGCCAUUAUAUGGGCAAUUCGAACACGGAUUCGUCAAUGUACAGGUGGUAGGCCACCAGUCGACAACACAGUAUUUAUCAAUCAAAAUUCUCUAAAGAAUGUUAACUUUCAAAAUAAUCCUUUCAUGGAUGGUAUCUGGUCUAGUCGAUAUUAUCAAUAUAAUAAAUGGCAUACAUCUCAUCAAUUAUCACUUUUGUUCAAUCGAUAUUCAUAUCAAGUAAGCGGCGGAGGAACAGAUGAAAUCGGUAGUUAUAUUAUCGAUGGUAUCUUUUGUAUGAGAACCUUUCGCAUGUGCCUAGCAAAAGUAUAUCUAGUAGGAACAUGA
This is a messenger RNA of Rotaria sp. Silwood2, 516 nucleotides long. The record is from the annotation of a GenBank genome assembly. Lineage: Eukaryota; Metazoa; Rotifera; Eurotatoria; Philodinida; Philodinidae.